This is a messenger RNA of Plenodomus lingam JN3, 165 nucleotides long. The record is from RefSeq and is a predicted model, not a curated record. Lineage: Eukaryota; Fungi; Ascomycota; Dothideomycetes; Pleosporales; Leptosphaeriaceae.
AUGGACCUAGCCGAAUCCCCCCUUCAACCCCGCGACAUAUGCCCCGCAUCCGUAUCCGCAACCGAAGUCCUGGCCAACCGCGGGUGCUUCCAUUGGCCCAUGGAGCUGCAAGACAAGGAUUUUGUGCAGUUUGUUGGUGGUGUCGUGGGUGUGAAGGAUGUUUAG